GUUUUAAGCCAUAAGGUUAUGUUACUUUCAAUAUGGUAUUAGUGUUUUCUAUGUGAACUCUGAUUGAAGGUUAUCUGUAACAUAAACUCUACACUUUGGUUACUGUAAUUUGUACAGAUUGUUGGACUAUGGCUCAAGGAUUUAAAGACUACUGUGUGUGUGAACAUGAACAGAAUACGAAUAAGAUGAAAGAGAAUUAUGAAAUCAAGUUGGAAAGAGACUGUGAGCCUAUGGAUAAAGAAAACGAGGCCGUUGUCAUAUCAGAAACUGAAAAGAAUACACAAACUAUUGGACCAAAUUCUGAAAAUAUGGUUGAAAGAGAUUGUAGGCCAAUGAUUCAAGGAUUUAAAGAUUACUGUGUGUGUGAACAUGAAGAGAAUAUGUCAAACAUGAAACUGAACUCUGAAAUCAAGGUUGAAAAAGAUUGUAGGCCCAUGGAUGAAGAAAUCAAUUGUGUUUCCAUGUCACAAACUGAAAAGGAUACACAACAUAUUGAACCUAAUUCUGAAAUUAUGGAUGAAAAAGAUUGUAGGCCCAUGGAUGAAGAAGUCAAUUGUGUUUCCAUGUCACAAACUGAAAAGGAUACACAACAUAUUGAACCUAAUUCUGAAAUUAUGGAUGAAAAAGGAGAGAACAGUAUUUGCCACAGUCCUCAAGAAAGUCGAGAUGAAGACCAUGGUUUGAUGACAGAUAUUUUGCCAGUACUGCAAUCAAAACCAGACUAUACAAGCACAAAAAAUUUCAAUGGGGAGAAAUGUGUGAAUGAUUGCAAUGGAAUAAUCAAACAACAUGAACAAAAUGACAGUUUCAAAAAACAUGUGGAAGAGAAAGAUGAAUAUGAAUGUGAACAUUGUGGAGAGGAAUUCAAGCAAAAAAGCAAUUUGGAAGUUCAUCUGAUGAUACAUAAAAAUGAUUUGCCAUAUGAAUGCGAACAUUGUGGACAGAAAUUCAAGGACAAUGAUUACUUAAAAAGUCAUUUGAAGACACAUGUAGGGGAGAGACGAUAUGAAGUUAAAGUAUUGCUUCUGAAAACACUUGAAUGUGAACAUUGUGGAAAGAAGUUUAAUCACAAAGAACAUUUGAAAAGUCAUAUGGAGGUACACAAACAAGAGAAACUUUAUGAAUGUGAACAUUGUGGAAAGAAAUUCAAUCAGAAAAGUAACAUGAAAUCGCACAUGACAGUACACACGAAGGAGACUCCAUACGAAUGUGAACAGUGUGGAAAGAAGUUUAGACAAAAGAUGAUUUUGAAAUGCCACAUUAGGAUACAUACUGGAGAGAUACAUUAUGAAUGUAAACAUUGCAGAGAGAAGUUUAACUGCAAAGAACAUUUGGAAAAUCAUAUGGUGGUACAUACAGGAGAGACACCUUAUUUAUGUGAACAUUGUGGAAAAAUAUUCAGUGAAAGGGAUAGUUUAGAAACACAUAUGAGGGAACACACAGGUGAAACACCUCAUGAAUGUAAACAGUGUGGGUUGAAGUUUAGGACAAGUCGUACUUUAAAGCAUCAUAUGAGGGUACACACAGAAGAGACACCUUAUAAAUGUGGACUAUGCGGAAGAGCAGGGGGACGGCCUCCCCCUUCAAACAAGCAAGACUCUCCCACACAAAUCUGUUCCGAUGGUUAUCACUGUGCAGAGCAAACUCAAAUUAGAUGUUAAUAUUACUCAUUUAACCAAAUCGUCCGGAAAUGACUUAUUCCAAACUGGGUCCUCUGCAGAAGAGAAACCUUAUGAAUGUGGAACAUUCUGCAAAGAAGUUUGUUUGUGACACCAUAAGCAUUGUGGGGAAAAAGAAUUAAUCAGAAACAUGUUAUUUCAAGCAAUUUUAAAAGAAUUUUACAUUGUAUGAAUGAGUGGGCACAUUUUGGAUAAUUUAAUCAAGUGUCUUAAAAACGCAUCUGAAAACCUUUUGAAUGUGAGCAUUAUAAAAGUAAAUAGCCAAGAAGUAGCAACCAAAUAGGACCUUUGAAUAUACCUUUCAAAUAUAAAAAUACAUUAAUAAAAAAAUGUAAUUAUUGCUGCUUUUCAUUAUCGGUAGUGCUAACAUCAGGUCACAUUAAUAGAAAAUGACAUGAAAAAUGGUGUUGAAAAAUCUGUAUUUGUAGUUUAGAAACUAUUUUGAUCUAUAUUCAGAAUUAUAGAUCCACACGACACAUUUAGGAGAAAGCCAGGCUACUAAUGUUUAGGCCAGGUUUAUUUUAUAAUUGUAAUACUGUAGUAAUAAAAGAAAUUAUUUACAAGUUUUGAGGGCAUUUAUUUUAACAAUUGGUUAAUGAAUAUAUAUUUUACUCUGAAAUUUGAAGUUGCAGAUUUUUUGUAUAUUAAUGUGAAAACUAAAAAAUAUCUUUAAAAAUAUUUCCUUCCAUUUUUGGAUGAAUAAAGUUUUGCCUUGAACUUGAUGAUGAAUAAUUCUACAUUUUAUAACAUCAUUUAAUGUAUGUUGAUAUUUUAUACCGGAGUAAAUACAAGUAAAUUACAUUUAUUGUACUUUUAUGAAAUAAAUACCUAA
Molecule: messenger RNA, 2511 nt
Organism: Anneissia japonica
Lineage: Eukaryota; Metazoa; Echinodermata; Crinoidea; Comatulida; Comatulidae
Product: zinc finger protein 37-like
Exons: 7
Coding region: 129-1661 (510 amino acids)
Biological process (GO): central nervous system development; regulation of transcription by RNA polymerase II
Cellular component (GO): nucleus
Molecular function (GO): RNA polymerase II cis-regulatory region sequence-specific DNA binding; DNA-binding transcription factor activity, RNA polymerase II-specific
Source: RefSeq, a predicted model, not a curated record